Molecule: messenger RNA, 855 nt
Organism: Rhizophagus irregularis DAOM 181602=DAOM 197198
Lineage: Eukaryota; Fungi; Glomeromycota; Glomeromycetes; Glomerales; Glomeraceae
Biological process (GO): fatty acid catabolic process
Cellular component (GO): peroxisome
Molecular function (GO): 2,4-dienoyl-CoA reductase (NADPH) activity
Source: RefSeq, a predicted model, not a curated record
AUGUCAACAAGCAAAAUAUUUAGAGACGACGUCUUAAAAAACAAAGUAGCUUUUGUUACAGGAGGGGGAAGUGGUAUAUGUAGGGGAAUGACCGAAGCUAUGAUAAGGCAUGGGGCAAAAGCUGUUAUCACUAGCCGAAGUCAAGAAAGACUCGAUAAAGCAGCUGAAGAAAUGCGUAAACAAACAGGAGGAGAAAUUCUCGCAAUUGCUGCUGACGUCCGUAAACCAGAAGAAAUUAUAAAUGCAGUUGAAAAAGCAAUCGAAAGGUUCGGUAAAAUUGAUAUCCUUGUUAAUGGAGCAGCCGGAAACUUUUUGGCACCUGUCGAAACUCUCUCUUAUAGAGGUUUUCGUACUGUAAUUGAGAUUGAUUUACUUGGAACUUAUAACACGACAAAGGCUUGUUUUCCUUAUCUAAAGAAAUCAAGGGGUUGUGUUAUAAAUGUUUCAGCCAUUCUUCACUAUCAGUCUACAAUCUAUCAGUCUCAUGUUUCAGCUGCAAAAGCGGGGAUUGAUGCUUUGAGUAGGAAUCUUGCAGCUGAAUGGGGACCUCAUUCAAUUCGUGUAAAUAGCAUUGCUCCUGGUAUAAUCGCAGAAACAGAAGGUCUGGCAAAAUUAUUACCUUCAGCUGCCGCUGGAUCCGUUACGGGAAGCAUUCCGCUUCAAAGAAUGGGAACUAUUUCAGAUAUUGAACAGGCAACAAUUUUUUUAGCGUCAGAUGCCGCUAGCUUUAUAACUGGUCAGAUAAUUGUUGUAGAUGGGGGUGAAUCUCUUAUGAGAGUCGGUGUUUUACCUUAUCCUGAGAGUGUAAUUGAUCCUACUAAUUUCUCAACAAAGAAAUUAGGUGUUAAAUUGUGA